Lethenteron reissneri (Far Eastern brook lamprey) is the source of this 3875-nucleotide messenger RNA. It is a transcript of the gene XPA, whose product is annotated as XPA, DNA damage recognition and repair factor. Gene Ontology annotation, molecular function: damaged DNA binding. NCBI's taxonomy places the organism in Eukaryota, Metazoa, Chordata, Hyperoartia, Petromyzontiformes, Petromyzontidae. Gene Ontology annotation, cellular component: nucleotide-excision repair factor 1 complex. The record is from RefSeq and is a predicted model, not a curated record. Gene Ontology annotation, biological process: nucleotide-excision repair, DNA damage recognition; base-excision repair; nucleotide-excision repair involved in interstrand cross-link repair.
CGGCUUCUGUUACUCGCUCCGCGUGUGCCCGGGACCUCCUCCUCCCCCCCAGCCUCCUCCUCCUCCUCCCCCCCGGCCUCUCGGCGUCUCUCGCGCGGCGUCCCGCCACCUUCGCCGUGAACCCCUCGGCGGGGAGAGCGAGAGGGGAGGGGGAGACACAGAGAGAGACACACAGAGAGACACACAGAGAGAGAGAGACACAGAGAGAGAGAGAGCAAGAGUUGCUCGAGUGGGCUUUAUCCAGCCCUGAUGUGAGCAGGAAUCACGAAUGCUCUCAAGCACAGAGGUGGACUGAGCCCUGUGAUGAAGGCAGCAGUAGUGUCGCGGCGACUGGAGGAUGCCUGUGAAUGUCGGUACGGCGGUGUGCUACGACCAGCGCGCUCUUCCACCUUUGUCUCUCCCAUGAUGGGCGAGGAGUUGAGCGAGGAGCUAAGUGAGGAGCUGAGUAAAGAGCUGAGCGAGGAGCUGAGCGAGGAGCAGCAGCAGCAGCAGGAGGAGGAGGAGAAGGAUGGGGGAGGCUGUGCAGGGGUGGCAGGGCCCGGGCGCAGCGCGGAGGAGCCGGCGGCAGCGCUCCCGGCGGCCGUGAGAGCCCAGAUCGAGCGCAACCGCCAGCGAGCACUGCUCCUGCGGCAAGCACGCGCCGCCAGCCAGCCCUACCCCUCGGCCAGCGCUCGCUCACAGGUGGGCGCUGCGAGGCUGCGGGUGCCCGGCCGUGCGGUCGACACCGGCGGCGGUUUCCUGCUGGAGGAGGCGGACGAUGAGGAGGCGGCGGCGGCGGCUCACCGGGUGGUGCACACGCCAGCGCCCGUGAUGCAGGCGGACUACCUGCAGUGCGGGGAGUGCGAGCGACGCUUCAUGGACUCCUACCUGAGCGCCACAUUUGACUUGGCCGUGUGCGACGCGUGCAGGGACAACGAGGGCAAGCACCAGCUGGUGUCGCGCACGGAGGCCAAGACGGAGUUCCUGCUCAAAGACUGCGACCUGGACGGGCGGGAGCCGGCGCUGCGCUUCGUCCUGCGCAAGAACCCGCACAACCCGCGCUGGGGAGACAUGAAGCUCUACCUGCGCCUGCAGGUGGAGCGGCGCGCCCUGGACGUGUGGGGCGGCGAGGAGGCCCUGCAGGAGGCCCGCGAGCAGCGGCACCGCGGCCGCGACCGGCGGCAGCAGAAGCGCUUCAACAACAAGGUCAAGGAGCUGCGCAUGGCGGUGAGGAGCAGCCUAUACCGCAAGGCCAGCGCGGGCCACGUGCACGAGUACGGCCCCGAGCAGCGCGACGAAGCGGACGAGGACGCGUACCACAGGACUUGCGUGCAGUGCGGCCACCGCCUCGCCUACGAGAAGAUGUGAGAGCGGCGCCGCGCCGGUGCUCGUGGACCGGGGGAGCGGUCCGGGGUUGUCGCCGGCGUGGCCCCGGAGCCGAGUCGCAUCAGGGACCGAGACCCGAGGGAAGCGGUGGAGGAGCUACCGGGGAGAGGACACGAGGAGUGGUAUUUUUCCAGUCCAAUAAUAAAGUGAAGCAAAAGGUGCUUGGCUCUGUGGAGCUGGGAGCUCGUGCGGAGCAAGGGAUGUUUUAUAGACGAGUCGAGCGGUUUGCCACGCAAGGGUGAGCUAUAAGGAAACUAAACUGCUAGCUUUUUCCAAUGAACAGCCUUUUAAUGCCAAACACUACCUACCCGAGGAUGCACAGAGUGUGUAUUUUGAUGCAAGUUGUGAUUGUGGUCUGAUAAACACCGCCCCAGUGGAGUGGUUUUUACCGGAGGCCCUCUCGAUGGCAGUGCGCCCCACGCUGCCCCGCGUUGGUCCGUCGCGAGCGCCCGGCGGCGUCUCCACGUGCGCACGCGUGGGUCUCCAUGGGCGCCUCGCGGGAGCCACGUAACUAACAACACGGCGGCACGCGGCACGCGCCAGACAGCGCCCAGAGGGGCCGCCAGGCAACUUGGCCCACAGCGAGGGCGAGGCAAACAAACCCCUCGCACAUUCACCCACUCGCUCGCUCACCCAUUCACCCACCACUCGCACAUUCACCCACUCGCUCACCCACCACUCGCUCACCCACCACUCGCUCACCCACUCGCUCACCCACUCGCUCACCAUUCACCCGCACAUUCACUCGCUCACCCACUCGCUCACCCACCACUCACACAUUCACCCACUCGCUCACCCACCAUUCACACAUUCACCCACUCGCUCACCCACCAUUCACUCGUACACUUGGGAGACAUUGUUGUUGACCCCGCCGUGUGAAUGGGCCGUGCUCGUGAAUGAAUGCUGCCUGGUUCCGUUUGGCUGCUCGCCCUGUGGGAUAGCCAAGCCGAGUGUUGAUGAAGAAUAGGGUGUAAGCAGACGGUGUGUGCAGAAUGCCCUGAACCUGGAGGUCGAAGAUUGUCCAAAUACGCGCGUACAAGAAACACUCCCUCACAAGGGAGUGGGGACCAACAUCCCACUCGGUGUACGGCCCUCCGGGAGAGGAAAAACGAGUUGAUCUCAGAGAAUAGAAAAUAAUCUGUCCCCCGUCCUUUGGCGAGAUCCUCGUGGGCUGGAGACGCCGCGCCAACCUCGCCCGGCGAGCCGCUCUGCACCGCCCGCCACCGGGCCGAGACGCCGUCUCUCGGGUGGCGCACAGCGCCCGUCACGCUGCGGCUGCACGUGCCGGACGUCCACGCCCGUCAACACGUCCGGGACUUCGACUCAACGGGCCCUCAACGUCGGCUGGGAUGGACGCGACGCCGGGACUCGCGUGGUGGGAGAAUCAGCCGCACGAGGCGGUCGCGAGGCGGUGAUCGACGAUUAUGUAAUCGUGGAUAGGAACUGGUUUGAAAAUGGACAUCGUGUUUACAUAUCUAUGAUGAAUUCAGGCAGAGCAGAGUCACGACUCCUUAUCUGAUAAAAUAAAAAAAUUUAGUUUUACAGUUUAGAUCAUGGGUGGUUUACUCAGCAGUCGACAGACUGAUAGGAAUGCGCAAGACCGGCAGUCGUCGUGGUUGUGUGGCGUGCCCUUGGUUGUAACAGGUCUGUUCGGAGCGGGUGUCCGCGUGUGAAAGCGGCGAAUGCGUUGCUAAGCUGCGGCCCCCCAAGGAGGAGUGGAUUCGUGCGGAGGCCAUCGGAGCGCUGCUGGCGGAGGCCCUCGGCACUCGCGAGCCGAGGACGCCGCUGCGGCAGAGCACGCAGAGCAGAGCACGCAGAGCAGAGCACGCGAGUCCACGUAACUUGUGUGCUCGCUGCUGCACGCGGACACGACGACACAAGCGCAUGCCCCGUGCUGUAUCACACCACACGACACUGGACUGCCAUUAGAUAACAAGGUUUUGCUGGCUGACUGGAGGGGAGGGACGGCCAUGUCCAUCGCCUUUCUGUAAAUAUCAAGAUAGAACUGGCCUUGCUGCUGUACCUACAUCACCAAACCACACGUGGUGGCCUCAACCAUCUCACUGAAGGCCACUUGGGGGCCUUGCAACCUCCACUUCAUACAAACUCGCCACCGAUAUCUCGCCUACACCACGUGUGGAUGUUGUCGGCCAAGAGGGCGUUUAAUCGGCUUACUUGAUGUUUGUGUCAGAUCACGAAAGUCAAAUGUGUAGUAAACCCUCCACCUCACAACCAAUUAAUAACGCUAUCACGUGCACAAACAUGGCAGGUUAUUACUGCUUCAGCAGCACCACCGGUGGUGGUCGGAGAGCAACCUACACCACGCUAACCCAUUGGGGCUACAGAUGUCUCGCUGGUACGGAGCCAGCAUCAUCAGGCAGUGGUCACAAAUAUGAAAAUGCCCCCUCGUCUUGCGCCUUGAAUGUUGCAGUGUUGUUAUAGGUGUCGUGCUAAAUGUUAAUCUGAGAUACUGGUGGACAUGGUCAUGAUUAAAUCACUGAGAUGAAGAA